UCCGUUCAGCAUAGUAUUUUGGGAGAAUUUCAUACCAAUAUUAUUCACUAGAAAUAACAAAGAAUUUUCUUCAGUAGAAAUUGUCCUGCGAAUUACUCUCAUAAUACUGAUAGCUGUGUGUCUCUCAGAUGCAUGGUGGGGUGGAAGUUCUAGAAGUUCUAGCUCUGGAUCAAGAUCAGGCUCCUCCAGAUCAGGCUCCUCCAGAUCAUGGGGAUGGCGAAGAAAUAGGGGAGGAAGUACAAAAACAAAUACUAAAACGUUGCCCCAUGAUAUGAACAAGAAUAGUCUUACGAAUCUGUACAACAGUAAAGUAAAGAAAGUUGAGAGUUAUUCAAGACCUCUAAAUGGUUUUCUUGGAAAAAUUGGAUUAAAGCAUACUGGAGUUGUUGCUACCACUAAAGAUGGGGGACGGUAUCUCAUUCAUAAAGGUUCUGGUUAUGGGAUCAAAUCUAGUACCGUCGUACUUAACGCCAAACAUAUGUCAAAUAAAUGGAAGAAGACUGGAGAAAAACUGACCAGUGGAAAAACCAUCUCUAAUCUAAUGAAGGAUGGCUAUGUGAAUAAAAAGUAUGGCGUUGGACCAAACAGUAAAAUAUGUUGGCAGUCCUCUGGUAAUAUUAUGGAUAAGGCGGGCCGUAGGAAGCGAGUAGCCUGUUAAUGAUCACACUGGUUUGCUGCCGUGUAUCUAUGUGAAAAGAUUUAAAAGAAUCUAUUGUAUACAAACCAAUUACUUGUUGUAUAAACAUCACUAGAUUAUAAUAAAAAUGCAUUAUUAAA
Mytilus californianus (California mussel) is the source of this 777-nucleotide messenger RNA. RefSeq lists its product as uncharacterized. The record is from RefSeq and is a predicted model, not a curated record. The transcript has 6 exons. Bases 272 to 658 code for a protein of 128 amino acids. NCBI's taxonomy places the organism in Eukaryota, Metazoa, Mollusca, Bivalvia, Mytilida, Mytilidae.